UACUCCAUAUUUCUGCUCUGAGACCGCUCCGCUCGGCAGGGUUCUUCUUCCUCCAAGGAGCUCUCCCGGCAGAUCCAGCCAAGUGCUAUCACCGAGCAAAGAAAGGGGUCGCCGGCCGCCAAGGCAAGAUGGGAGACGUGGCCAACAGCUCCGUGGGUCACCAUGCCAAGAAUCAGCAGCACGGAGCCAACCGGGCCGGGGGUUUCGGCUGCACCCUGCCCGAGCUCCGCUCCCUCAUGGAGCUUCGGGGAGCCGAAGCUCUGCAGAAGAUCCAGGAGACCUAUGGGGAUGUCAGUGGUCUCUGCAAGAGGUUGAAGACCUCCCCCACUGAAGGUCUGUCCGACAACGUCACCGACCUGGAAAAGCGGAGGCAGAUCUACGGACAGAACUUCAUCCCUCCCAAAAAGCCCAAAACCUUUCUCCAGUUGGUGUGGGAAGCUCUCCAGGACGUCACCCUCAUCAUCCUGGAGAUCGCCGCCAUCAUCUCUCUGGGCCUCUCUUUUUAUGCGCCACCCGGAGAACAGAGUGACGCAUGUGGGAAUGUCUCAGCUGGGGCUGAGGAUGAGGGCGAGGCAGAGGCUGGCUGGAUUGAGGGAGCAGCCAUCUUGCUAUCGGUCAUCUGCGUGGUGCUGGUCACGGCCUUCAAUGACUGGAGCAAGGAGAAGCAGUUUCGUGGUCUGCAGAGCCGGAUCGAGCAAGAGCAGAAGUUCCAGGUCAUCCGGAAGGGGCAGGUUAUCCAGGUUCCUGUGGCUGAACUCGUGGUGGGAGAUAUCGCCCAGAUCAAAUAUGGGGACCUACUGCCCGCUGAUGGCGUGCUCAUCCAGGGCAACGACCUCAAAAUUGACGAAAGCUCCCUAACGGGAGAAUCAGACCAUGUACGCAAAGCCGUGGAUAAAGAUCCCAUGUUGCUCUCCGGUACUCACGUCAUGGAAGGUUCUGGAAGGAUGGUGGUCACCGCCGUCGGUGUCAACUCUCAGACUGGCAUUAUUUUUACUUUGCUUGGAGCCAGUGGAGAAGAGGAGGAGAAGAAGGAGAAGAAAGCUAAGAAGCAAGAUGGGGCAGUUGCCAUGGAGAUGCAGCCACUGAAGAGCGCUGAGGGUGGGGAGAUGGAGGAACGGGAGAAGAAGAAAGCCAAUGGCCCCAAAAAGGAAAAGUCUGUGCUUCAGGGGAAGCUCACAAAGCUGGCCGUGCAAAUUGGAAAAGCAGGUUUGGUGAUGUCCGCAUUCACCGUUGUCAUCCUGGUCAUCUACUUCGUGAUCCACAACUUCGUCAUCGGUGGCCGGACGUGGCUCUCCAACUGCACACCCGUCUACGUGCAGUACUUUGUCAAGUUCUUCAUCAUCGGGGUCACCGUCUUAGUUGUUGCCGUUCCCGAAGGACUGCCACUAGCUGUCACCAUCUCCCUCGCAUACUCGGUCAAGAAAAUGAUGAAAGAUAACAACCUCGUUCGCCACCUGGAUGCCUGUGAGACCAUGGGCAAUGCUACAGCUAUCUGCUCUGACAAGACAGGAACACUCACCACCAAUCGCAUGACAGUUGUUCAGUCCUAUGUGGGGGACACUCACUACAGAGAGAUCCCCGACCCCAACAACCUGAACCCCAAAAUCCUGGAUCUCCUUGUCCAUGCCAUUUCCAUUAACAGUGCCUACACCACCAAAGUGCUACCUCCAGAGAAGGAAGGAGCCCUCCCACGUCAGGUCGGCAAUAAAACAGAGUGCGCCCUGCUGGGUUUUGUCCUGGACUUGAAACAGGACUUCCAGCCAGUGCGGGACCAGAUCCCCGAGCAGAAGCUUUACAAGGUUUAUACCUUCAACUCUGUCCGCAAGUCAAUGAGCACUGUCAUCUGCAUGCCCGAUGGUGGCUUCCGACUGUUCAGCAAAGGAGCUUCAGAAAUCCUUCUCAAAAAAUGCACCAAUAUCUUAAACAACAAUGGAGAGCUCCGCAGCUUCCGUCCUCGGGACAGGGAUGAGAUGGUGAAGAAGAUCAUUGAGCCAAUGGCCUGUGAUGGUUUACGUACCAUCUGCAUCGCCUACAGGGACUUUUCUGCAGGCCAGGAGCCCGAAUGGGACAAUGAGAAUGAGAUUGUGGGAGAACUCACCUGCAUCGCUGUUGUGGGCAUCGAAGAUCCCGUCCGACCUGAGGUUCCUGAAGCUAUCCGCAAAUGUCAGCGGGCCGGUAUCACGGUGCGCAUGGUGACUGGAGACAACAUCAAUACUGCCCGGGCCAUCGCAGCCAAGUGCGGCAUCAUCCAACCCGGCGAAGAUUUCCUGUGCCUGGAAGGGAAGGAAUUCAACCGCCGUAUUCGCAAUGAGAAAGGAGAGAUCGAACAAGACCGCCUGGAUAAGGUCUGGCCCAAGCUGAGAGUCUUGGCUCGAUCUUCUCCCACUGACAAACACACCCUGGUGAAAGGGAUUAUCGACAGUACCAUCGGAGAGCAGCGGCAAGUGGUGGCUGUGACUGGAGAUGGGACCAAUGAUGGGCCUGCUCUGAAGAAGGCCGAUGUGGGCUUUGCUAUGGGGAUCGCAGGAACAGAUGUGGCCAAGGAGGCUUCCGACAUCAUCCUGACCGACGACAAUUUCUCCAGCAUCGUCAAGGCGGUGAUGUGGGGCCGAAAUGUUUACGACAGCAUUUCUAAGUUCCUGCAGUUCCAACUGACGGUCAACGUGGUGGCUGUGAUCGUGGCCUUCACAGGAGCCUGCAUCACCCAGGAUUCCCCUCUCAAAGCAGUCCAGAUGCUGUGGGUGAAUCUCAUAAUGGACACGUUCGCUUCGCUGGCACUGGCAACAGAACCACCCACCGAGUCCCUCCUUCUGCGAAAGCCAUAUGGUCGAGACAAGCCCCUCAUCUCCCGUACCAUGAUGAAGAAUAUUCUGGGCCACGCCAUCUAUCAGCUCACUGUCAUCUUCACCCUGCUGUUUGCAGGUGAGGUCAUGUUUGACAUCGACAGCGGCCGAAACGCCCCUCUGCACUCUCCGCCCUCCGAGCAUUACACCAUCAUCUUCAACACUUUCGUUCUGAUGCAACUCUGUAACGAGAUCAACGCCCGUAAAAUCCACGGAGAGAGGAACGUCUUCGAAGGCAUCUUCAGCAAUCCCAUCUUUUGUUCCAUAGUCCUGGGCACCUUUGGCAUUCAAAUUGUGAUCGUACAGUUUGGUGGGAAGCCCUUCAGCUGCGCGCCUUUAACCAUUGAACAGUGGCUCUGGUGCCUGUUCAUCGGUAUCGGGGAACUCGUCUGGGGACAGGUCAUCGCCACCAUCCCCACCAGCCAGCUGAAGUUCCUGAAAGAGGCAGGGCACGGGCCGGGAAAGGAUGAAAUCACCGACGAGGAGAUGGCAGAAGACGAGGAAGAGAUCGACCACGCCGAGAGGGAACUCCGCCGUGGCCAGAUCCUCUGGUUUCGAGGCCUUAACAGGAUCCAGACUCAGAUGGAGGUAGUGAGUACUUUCAAGAGAAGCGGUUCAUUUCAGGGUGCCGUGCGCCGACGUUCUUCGGUCCUCAGCCAACUCCAUGACGUAACCAAUAUUUCUACCCCUACUCACGUAAUUCUCUCUGCUGCCAAUCCCACCAGUGCUGCUGGGAGUGAGUCUUGAUUUCCCUUUUCUGAUCAUCUUUAAGCAAAAAAAAAAAAAAAAAAAAAAAAACCAAAAAAUAUAUAUAUAUAAAUAUAUAUAUACAUAUAUAUUACCCCCCCCUAAAAAAACCCCUCCCCACAACUCUUUCUUCUCUUUUUUCCAGUCUUGCAUUCUCUGCUCAACGUGGCUUUUAAGUUGUUCUUUUAUUGCUCUGUCUAGUCCUUUUUCAGUCAAGAUGGUGUAUACGUUCUAAAGCCAUGUUCUCUUAUAAUAUUUCUCUCCAUCUGUGGUCUCACUAGACCUGUUCUUUUAGCUGUAGUUUAUUUUUUCUUUUGUUUCAGUUUAGUGCUCUUUUGCCUUUGAUUUUCCAUUUUACUUCUUUUGUAUCUGCCGAUGGUUUUUUUUUUUGUGAGUUUGGGCUACUUCUGGUGUUGUAACCUGUCUUUUGGUGUAUUAAUAUAAGGGUUUAGGAGCUCAGGUGCUCUAUUUAGAAGGGUGAGGGGGCAGUGCAAAAUCAGGAGUGUUUUUACCGAGAAAAUUUCCUUUUCUGUAUCAUUUAUGAUGGAAGAAUCCACUAUCUGGGGGUGGGGCCCAAAAUCGGUAGCAUCCAGCCCUUUCUUGGAGUUGAUUUCCAGGGGACGGAGCCAUUCUGAAAUGUUCAGAACUCGACGGACGUUACUGCUGCCUUCCCGGAGAUCACGGGCCAGGGCCAGUGUUACCUACCACUGGGCUACUGCUACUGCUCAGCAAUGGGAGCGAUAACACCGCUGCCUAUGCUACCUCUUUCCAUUCUGGAGGGAAAGGCUCUGCCCUCUGAGCUUACUUCUCUAAACCCUCUGAUUUUUCUAUGUUCUCUAUAAAUUCAAUCUCGACCAAA
Antechinus flavipes (yellow-footed antechinus) is the source of this 4449-nucleotide messenger RNA. RefSeq names its product ATPase plasma membrane Ca2+ transporting 3 (gene ATP2B3). Gene Ontology annotation, molecular function: PDZ domain binding; ATP hydrolysis activity; ATP binding. Gene Ontology annotation, cellular component: intracellular membrane-bounded organelle; membrane. The record is from RefSeq and is a predicted model, not a curated record. Lineage: Eukaryota; Metazoa; Chordata; Mammalia; Dasyuromorphia; Dasyuridae. Gene Ontology annotation, biological process: calcium ion transmembrane transport; regulation of cytosolic calcium ion concentration. The coding region runs from base 129 to 3590 and encodes 1153 amino acids. The transcript is spliced from 19 exons.